CCGGAUGUGCGCGUGGCCUUGCGUCUCCUGGUUGGUUGGUUUAUCGCCAGGCAGCGGCGGCGGGUGAGUGACUCUUCUGGGGCCCGGCUGGGUUCGGCCCGCUCCCUAGCGCCGGCUGUUGUCAUGGCGACACCCAGUCGCGCCCUUUGCUGCCUUUAAGGCCGUGGUGGGCAACACGCGGCCUGCCCAGGGGCCCCGGUCCCAGCCAAUGGGAGCUGCGGGAAGCCAGCGGAUUGCCCCGGGGGGCCGCGUGUGGCCCGCCACUGCUUGAAGGCCUAUACAGGAUAGAGAUGGCAGAGGAGGCCGGGGAUGAGAAGAAGCAGGUGGCAAAGUUUGAGCUGGAGCGGGAGACGGAGCUUCGCUUUGAGGUGGAGGCCUCGCAGACUGUCCAGCUGGAGCUGCUGGCAGGCAUGGCGGAGAUUUUCGGCACCGAGCUGACCCGUAACAAGAAGUUCACUUUCGAUGCUGGUGCCAAGGUGGCCGUGUUCACGUGGCAUGGCUGCACAGUGCAGCUGAGCGGCCGCACUGAAGUGGCUUACAUAUCGAAGGACACGCCCAUGCUGCUCUACCUCAACACCCACACAGCCCUGGAGCAGAUGCGGCGGCAGGCAGAGCGUGAGGAUGAGCGGGGGCCCCGGGUCAUGGUGGUGGGGCCUACGGAUGUGGGUAAGUCGACAGUGUGCCGGCUGCUGCUGAACUACGCUGUGCGGCUGGGGCGCCGACCCACCUUCGUGGAGCUGGACGUGGGCCAAGGCUCGGUCUCCAUCCCUGGCACCAUGGGGGCACUGUAUAUCGAGCGGCCUGCUGAUGUAGAAGAGGGUUUCUCUGUCCAGGCCCCCUUGGUCUAUCACUUUGGCUCCACCACUCCAGGCACCAACAUCAAACUCUAUAACAAGUGCUCUUUAAUCUGUUUUGUGCUACCUUGGAAGGAAACAGGCUUGCAUCAUGGACUGGAAGUCACGGCUCUCGGACCAACUCUGCCACUGACUUCCUGUGUGACCUUGAUCACAUCUCGCUUGGCUGACGUCUUUAACCAGCGCUGCGAAGUGAACCGCCGGGCUUCAGUUAGUGGCUGCGUCAUCAACACGUGCGGCUGGGUGAAGGGCUCCGGGUACCACGCCCUGGUGCAUGCUGCCUCAGCCUUUGAGGUGGAUGUGGUGGUAGUGCUGGACCAGGAGCGCCUAUACAAUGAGCUGAAGCGGGACCUGCCCCAUUUUGUGCGCACAGUGUUGCUCCCCAAAUCGGGUGGGGUGGUAGAGCGCUCCAAGGACUUCCGGAGGGAGUGCCGGGAUGACCGCAUCCGUGAGUACUUCUACGGCUUCCGUGGCUGCUUCUACCCCCACGCCUUCGACGUCAAAUUCUCCGAUGUCAAGAUCUACAAGGUGGGGGCUCCCACCAUCCCUGACUCAUGCUUGCCCCUGGGCAUGUCGCAGGAGGAUAACCAGCUCAAGCUUGUGCCAGUGACGCCAGGCCGUGACAUGGUGCACCACCUGCUGAGCGUCAGCACUGCUGAUGGCAGUGAGGAGAACAUCUCCGAGACCAGCGUGGCUGGCUUCAUCGUUGUCACUGGGGUGGACGUAGAUCGCCAGGUCUUCACAGUGCUGUCACCGGCACCUCGCCCACUGCCCAAGAACUUUCUGCUGAUCAUGGACAUUCGCUUCAUGGACCUUAAGUAGGGGCUGCACUGGAGCAGAAGAGGUGGAGUCCACCAGGCCUAUAGUGUCUCCGUGGUGGACAGAACUUUUACCAAUUGAAGGGGGUGGAGACUGCCACACAGACUGAAUCAUUUGAAACCAGUGUGGGAAGGGGUACAGGCUGCUGUCCAGAUCAAACCAUUGGGAGAAACCAAAGUGGGUCAGGUGAGGUUUGUGGAUUAAUUUGUAGACAGAAGCAGGGAGGGAAUGUGGGAUUAAAUGCAACUGUAGAUGGCUCACUGUCUACAUCCUUCUCUAGGAUCCCUUCUCCUCCUUAGAUUUCAGUCCCUGAAAUCUGGACCCAUUGUCCCUUUUACACAGCCAAUGGUUCGUGGGCCUCCUCUUGUAGAAGAGGAUCAAUAUUGUUUUAUAUUUUUGUAAUUUUAAUAAAUUUCCUAGUAUUUUACUGGU
Molecule: messenger RNA, 2105 nt
Organism: Chrysemys picta bellii (western painted turtle)
Lineage: Eukaryota; Metazoa; Chordata; Testudines; Emydidae
Gene: CLP1
Product: cleavage factor polyribonucleotide kinase subunit 1
Biological process (GO): tRNA splicing, via endonucleolytic cleavage and ligation
Cellular component (GO): nucleus; mRNA cleavage factor complex
Molecular function (GO): polynucleotide 5'-hydroxyl-kinase activity
Source: RefSeq, a predicted model, not a curated record